Cuscuta campestris is the source of this 1071-nucleotide messenger RNA. The record is from the annotation of a GenBank genome assembly. Lineage: Eukaryota; Viridiplantae; Streptophyta; Magnoliopsida; Solanales; Convolvulaceae.
CGACGCCAAAAAAAUUUGGUGGGCUGGGCUUUAGGAGGGUACGAGACUUCAACAUUGCUAUGAUUGGAAAACAAGGUUGGAGAAUGUUGGUCAACCCUGAUUCUAUCGUGGCAAGAAUCUUUAAGGCGAGAUACUAUCCAAAAGGGGAUUUCCUGAAUGCGGAACUUGGCUCUUCACCAAGUUUUGUAUGGCGGAGUAUUUUAGAAGCUCGUCACCUUAUUACUAAUGGCAUAGGUCGACGGAUUGGAGAUGGACAAGAUACUCUCGUAUGGGACUACCCAUGGGUCUGGGACAAGGACACGCCUUACAUCACAUCACCUAAACCACCUUUCUGCCCAAAUUUCAAGGUUUCUUCCCUUAUUGAUAAGGAGACUGGCUCAUGGAAAAUGGACGUGGCGCGGGAGUGGUUCUCGGAAGAAGACGCUAUCCGUAUCCAUCGUACUCCGUUGUCUCCCUCCCGCAAAGACUGCUGGUUCUGGGCGGUGGAAACACAUGGAGUUUACACUGUGAAAAGUGCUUACAGGAGGCUGUGCGGGGAAGCAUCUCAGGUUGGCGUUUUUGACCGGUGGAGCCGACUUUGGGGGCUGCCGAUUUUGCCUAAGGUACAAAACUGUGUUUGGAGAUGUUUAAGGGGUGUCUUACCCACGGCCAUAGCUCUUGGAACCAAAGGAGUUGUUAUUGAUCUUCACUGCCGUAUUUGUGGUGCACCAGAGGAGUCACUAGAGCAUGUUUUUCUGCUAUGUCCUUUUGCUCUAACGAUUUGGAGGCUCCUUGGCAGCAGGUUAGCUACAGGUUUGCAUGAUAAUUUUUUUGCUUGCUCACUGUCUGCUUUUAGUUCGAUGUCGACUCCUGAAUUUGCAGGGGUGGCUGCGGGCAUAUGGGCAAUCUGGAAGGCCCGAAACCAUGCUUGCUGGGAAUUAAAGGUAUUUAAACCUGAGAUCGUUGUGGAAUGGGCACGAGAUGUAUGCAUGCCUAGGACAUGAAGUAUGUUGCAUGGUGGCACGGUGUCGACGUCGACGCACCAGGGGCCUCAUCACAUGACUCGACCGGAAAUAACACGCUGCUUCGUUG